CUCCGCUCCGGGAGCUGGCAUGGGCGCUGCGGAGCGGGCACGGCAGAGCUGGCAGCUGAUCCGGCUGGGGACGGGUGCCUGGCAUCGGAACCUGGCUGGGGACGGGUGCCUGGCACCAGGACCUAGCUCGGGAUGGGCGCCUGGCACCAGGAUCCAGCUGGAGAUGGGCACCUGGCACCGAGAUCAAGCUGGGGACGAGCGUCUGGCACUGGCACCCAGCUGGGGACAGGCCCCUGGCACCAGGACCCAGCUGGGGACACACAUCUGGCACUGGCACCCACCUUGGGGACAGGAUUGCCACGCUGGUGCCUGCCCUGGGGACAGCAGGGUGACCCCAGUGCCCGGCUUGGGGACAGCAGUGUCACCACAGGAUCUGCCCUGUGUCACCCCAAUGCCAGUGCCCGCCUUGGGACUGAUAUGUUGGCAUUGGUGCCCACCUUGGGGACAAGAUGGUCAUCCCAGCACCCACCUUGGGGACAGCAGUGUCACCCAGUGCCCACCCUGGAAACGGGAGUGUCACCUCAGUGCCACUGACACGCUGGCAGCGGUGCCCACCUUGGGGACAGGAUUGGCACCCUGGCACCCAGGAUUGUCACUCUGCCCCCUGCCCUGGGGACAGGAUUGGCACCCUGGCACCGCUGCCACCCAGCCGUGCCCCCGUGUCACUCCGGGCUCCCGGUGCCGCCACCUUCGGUACGGUGUCCCCGUGGAGGGACAGACGUGGGGACACCCCUGUGCCCACCUUGUGCCCGGUGCCCUCGGGACGAUUUUUUUGGGCCGAUUUCGGGUUUUUCUCCCUGACAUUUUUCUAUCUCCGCCCCCUCCCUCCGUGCCCCCUUGCCAGGGCUCUGUGCCCACCCUGCCCUGGCCUUUGUCCCUCCCCUCCUGUCCCCAACCCCUGCACGCCCCCCACCCCUUUUGUAUAAGCCCCCCCCCCAGUGUAAUUUAUUUGUUACCGAAAUUAUAUUUAUUUGCUGUAAAUACCUGAGUAUUUUUAUAUUCAUAAUAAAAGGACUUCCAAAAAAA
Camarhynchus parvulus is the source of this 1026-nucleotide messenger RNA. RefSeq lists its product as uncharacterized. Lineage: Eukaryota; Metazoa; Chordata; Aves; Passeriformes; Thraupidae. The record is from RefSeq and is a predicted model, not a curated record. The transcript is spliced from 2 exons. Bases 20 to 988 code for a protein of 322 amino acids.